GCACUUUGACAGUGGUAUAGACAACAAAAUACUUGUGCUUUUAAACAAAAGGUAAUUGGUCUAACAAUAGAACAUAUUAUAUUACAUACCAAUCCCAUGAACAUGUUUUUGAAACCGCUGCAUUAAUUUGUCAUUUCUAUAGGCCUUUUAUUUUGAAAGAAUUCACAAGAAAUACGAUUGCAAUCAACGAUUAACUUACGGCUACUUUGGUGCUCGAACUGUGUUUUCUCCGGUGUUUUGUUAACCUGACGCGGGCUAGAUUCGUACUAAGAGGUUAUCUGCGUCUUAACGAGUUUUGUUUAUUAGUUACUGGACGCCGAAUGGUAACACAUGGUUUUAGUUUUUGAUGUCUGAUCCGGUGAAAACGGAGUGAUUUUAAAGUCACGCCGGAACAAAAGCGAAGACGACGAGUGGAGCAUUGGAGGCAUUUAUUCUUCAACAUCGUCGACACGAGGAUUUUCUAAGCCUCUCAGUGAUGUUGUGAGGAUGGGACAGGGUUCUGCUGGGAGCGGCUGCAGCCCUGGAGGCUGAUGAACCUGCUCUGUUGGCCGGUCAGGAUGCACAUUGCCUCAGUGGGUGUCAGCAAGAUCUGCUUCCUGUUUUCCUUGCUGUUCUGCGGCCUCUUGCUCUUCUUCAUCCCCUCGUUUCAGCCCUCGGCUCGUCAUGUGAAUCUACCUCAGCCCAGACGCCGAAUUCGACCAACACAGGUGGGCUCGUUGUCCCAUCCCAGAGAUCUAGCGGUCCAUGUGGACGGUGCAGAAAAAGACUCAGCCACAGGGCUAAAUUGGAGCUUAUUGGACCAGGGAGGGACCAGAGAAGCUGAGGAUGGCGAGGAAGACACUGUGGACGAUCAGAGAAGCCAAGACAGAUGGCCUUUCUCUAGAAGAAAAGGAAGCGGAUUGUCUUUGUCACAUGACCCAUUAGUGUUGAAGGACAUCUUUAUUGCUGUGAAGACAACCAGAAAGUACCACAAGUCCAGACUGGAGUUGCUGAUUCAGACCUGGGUUUCUCAAGCAAAGGAACAGACUUUCAUGUUCACGGAUGGUGAAGACAACGAGCUCCGACUGAGAACAGGGGCCAACAUCAUCAACACCAACUGCUCAGCUGCUCACACCCGACAGGCUCUGUGCUGCAAGAUGUCAGUGGAGUACGACAAGUUCAUCGAGUCUCAGAAGAAGUGGUUCUGCCAUGUAGAUGACGACAACUACGUCAUCCUGCCCAGCCUGCUGCAGUUACUCUCGUCCUACCACCACAGCCAGGAUGUCUACCUUGGCCGGCCCAGUCUGGAUCACCCUAUAGAGGCUGCAGAGAGAGUCAAGAGCGACGGAUCAGUAUCUGUUAAGUUCUGGUUUGCCACAGGAGGAGCAGGUUUCUGUAUCAGCAGAGGUCUGGCACUGAAAAUGAGCCCGUGGGCCAGUUUAGGGAAUUUCAUCAGCACGGCCGAGAAGAUUCGACUUCCGGACGACUGCACCGUCGGUUACAUCAUUGAGGCCCUGCUGGAAGUUUCUCUGACUCACACUCACCUCUUCCAUUCCCACCUGGAGAACCUGCAGAAGCUGCCCACGGAUGCUGUGCUCCAGCAGGUGACUCUCAGCUAUGGAGGCUUUGAGAACAGAAGAAACAUCGUCAGCAUAGUUGGAGGUUUUUCCCUGGUCGAAGAUCCCACCAGGUUUAAGACUGUCCACUGCCUCCUGUAUCCAGAUACAGACUGGUGUCCUGAAGUCAAACCACACCACAGACUGUACCACUGACAGUACCACAGACUGUACCACAGACAGUACCACAGACUGUACCACAGACAGUACCACAGACUGUACCACAGACAGUACCACAGACUGUACCACAGACAGUACCACAGACUGUACCACAGACAGUACCACUGCAGUAUUAGCAUUAGUAGUCUGGACCGCCGCCUCACCUUCCUUGUCUGGGUCUGGUAGCUGGAAAAUGUGAGGUGACAUUAAGCCUCAGCUCACGCUUCAUGAAUGCACAGCUCUAGUGUGAAUGAAUAGGCAGAGCUGCUUACUGUAAGUAAUUUGGAACCAAAGAGGAACUUUUUUUUCUGGCUAACAGACCAUGGAAGUGGGCAAAAUUGCUAUUGUCUGAAGCUCCAUUAUUUUUUUUUUAUCUAAAUGUAAAUCACAUUUAGAGAAUUGACCAUUGAUGCCAACUUCAGUCUUUGGAACUGUCCACAGUUCAAGUCACAGCCACAUUUGGAGAGGAAUUUGUAGCAAAUUUUGUGCCGUAAGGUUUUAUAUGGAUGCAAGUGCUGUGAAGAAGACUCCAACCUGAAGUUUGAGCUGCAUAUACAGUGAAGCAGCAACACAUAUUGUGGAUGGCGUUAACUAAUAAUUUGAUGGAAACACAUAGAAAAGCGUUCCUCCAAGUUCGGCCAAUCUUCACGCUGUAUAACAGUUUGAACUGAAGUGAUAAAUCUCACAUAUGUGAAGGAAUGCCCCCUUUUCAUGUACGACCACAGAUCAUCUCGUCCAUCAUUGUUGACGUCACAGUCUCAGUAAAAAUAACGUGAUUGUUGAUUAAAGGUUUUGAGCGUCUGUACUGACAGUGGUGUAGCCACAUGUAGAACAGCUUCCAUUUUGUCAGUCUGACGUUGGUUUGAUAAGUGUCAUGUGAUCACUCCCCAGCUGUCAUAUCUACAGUGUGUCUCCAUGGUUACCAAUGAUCUGGCCUGGUCUUAACCAAUCAAUUGUACCAGACUGGUGUGUUUUGGUUUUUGCACUAUGUUGUUAAUGUCACUCAGUUUUUUGCCUCUUGUUUACUUUUUUCUUAACAACAGAGAUGAGCUAUGAAGCUGGAUCGAGGUGUUCAAGAAAACAUUCCCACCUAUAUUGAGCUCACAACAGUUUUUCUGUUUCAAAGCUUCCUCAAGACAUUAUGCUCUAAGAUGUGUGGAAUAUCUUACAUGUCGAUCACUGUUUUCUCCUGUUUUUUUAUCCUUGGCUCUACGUGCUCACAACAGUAUUUCUGUCCAGCAAAAGUAUUUGUGUUUAACUGCUGAGCUUCACCAUUUUGUUUUAAUGCACAAAAGAAGAAAACUGCAGAGCAGAAAUUCUCGCUGCAGGUCAGCGAGUGAGGCAGAGGGAGGAAAAAUGCUUCUGUAAACUGUUUCACCACUCAUGUAUUACAUUUGGCUUUUAAAUAAUAAAAAAAAAUCUUUCCUGCAAAAUAAUAA
Molecule: messenger RNA, 3193 nt
Organism: Cynoglossus semilaevis (tongue sole)
Lineage: Eukaryota; Metazoa; Chordata; Actinopteri; Pleuronectiformes; Cynoglossidae
Gene: rfng
Product: RFNG O-fucosylpeptide 3-beta-N-acetylglucosaminyltransferase
Exons: 9
Coding region: 531-1751 (406 amino acids)
Cellular component (GO): membrane
Molecular function (GO): glycosyltransferase activity
Source: RefSeq, a predicted model, not a curated record